This is a messenger RNA of Oppia nitens, 1970 nucleotides long. It is a transcript of the gene sgl, whose product is annotated as UDP-glucose 6-dehydrogenase-like. NCBI's taxonomy places the organism in Eukaryota, Metazoa, Arthropoda, Arachnida, Sarcoptiformes, Oppiidae. Gene Ontology annotation, biological process: glycosaminoglycan biosynthetic process. The record is from RefSeq and is a predicted model, not a curated record. Gene Ontology annotation, cellular component: nucleus; cytosol. Gene Ontology annotation, molecular function: NAD binding; UDP-glucose 6-dehydrogenase activity. The transcript has 6 exons. The coding region runs from base 493 to 1932 and encodes 479 amino acids.
AGAGCCAAACCCAUCGUAAAAGAUAUUGGACUCGAAAUUGUUUGAAACUAUUUAUAUAUCAUAAGGUAUUGUCGUGUCAUUUACUCUAUCAAUGAUUAUUGUAUUGAGUUUAGUGCUCAGGGAUUAGUUUUUUGGUAGACUGGAGUAGAGUGAGAGUCUAGUUUAGACACUACUAUACUAUACUGUGGUGUAGAGUCUGUGCAGUCCAAAGACAGUCAGACGAGUGAACAGACAUUCAAAGAGUAAGGGCGUCUCAAACGCCAAAUUUCACAAUAAAAUAGCCAUAAAAUGUAUUUAUAAUAAUAAUAAUAAUAAUUGACAUAAAAAUAUCAGCUUUUAAUUCAUCAGUCAGUGAUUUGUAGCAUUCAUUUGCAUCAUUCAUACACUUCAUAUCAAAUACCUUAUCAACGGAUCCUGAAUUCAAUGAUAUUCUCAAUUGACAAACAAAUCAUCGGAAUACUAAAUACUAAUAACAAAUAAACAGCAAAAACAAUGGUUAUCGAAAAGAUUUGUUGUGUGGGUGCGGGUUAUGUCGGUGGACCCACCUGUACGGUCAUUGCCAAUAAAUGUCCAGAUAUUAGGGUUUGUGUCGUCGACUCCAAUACCGAUAGAAUAGCGAAAUGGAAUUCAGAUGAACUGCCUAUUUAUGAGCCAAAACUCGAUGAUAUUGUUCGCGAAUGUCGCGGAAGAAAUCUCUUCUUUUCGAACAAUCUUAAGGAAGAGAUAGAAAAGGCGGAUAUUAUCUUCAUAUCAGUGAAUACGCCGACAAAAACUUUUGGUUUUGGCAAAGGAAAGGCCGCCGAUUUGCAAAACCUGGAAAACGUGGCCCGACUUAUAGCCAACUAUUCAACCAAAAGCAAAAUAGUGGUCGAAAAAAGUACUGUACCGGUGAGGGCGGCUGAAAGUCUCAACAGGAUAUUAAAGGCAAAUACAAAACCUGGUAUUAGGUUUGAUGUACUUUCAAACCCUGAAUUCUUGGCCGAGGGAACAGCUAUUGCCGAUCUUCUGAAUCCGGAUCGCAUUCUCAUCGGUGGUGAAGAGACACCAGAAGGUCGUCGAGCAAUACAAUUGUUGUGUUCGGUGUAUUCAAAAUGGAUUCCAGAGGAGAAAAUCAUCACAACUAAUACGUGGUCUUCAGAGUUGUCUAAAUUGGCUGCCAAUGCAUUUCUUGCACAACGAAUCUCAUCGAUUAACGCCAUUUCGGCCAUCUGUGAGGUAACCGGUGCUGAUGUGUCAGAAGUAGCUCAUGCGGUCGGAUCUGACACACGCAUUGGCUCCAAGAACCUUAUGGCUGGUGUUGGCUUUGGUGGCAGUUGUUUCCAAAAAGAUAUCUUGAAUUUAGUUUAUCUCUCGGAAUGUCUUAAUCUGCCAGAAGUUGCCGCAUAUUGGAGUCAGAUAAUAGAGAUGAAUGACUUCCAGAAAAGACGAUUUGCUUUAAGGAUCAUUGAAUGUCUUUUCAAUACCGUUACCAACAAGAAGAUUGCAAUCUUGGGUUUUGCCUUUAAGAGCAAUACGGGUGACACUCGUGAGUCUCCGGCUAUUUUGGUUUGCAAAUACCUGUUAGAAGAAGGCGCUCGACUCUGCAUUUAUGACCCUAAAGUGCCUAAACAACAGAUCUAUUCGGAUUUGAAAGUUGCAGACAAUGCAGAAAAUGAAAAAUUUAAAAACUUGAUUGAAGUGGUAGAUAAUCCAUACAAAGCUACAGACAAAGCUCAUGCCAUUGUCAUCUGCACUUCUUGGGAUGAGUUUCUGAAACUUGAUUACAACAAAAUGUAUGACCAAAUGCUUAAACCUGCCUUUGUUUUUGACGGACGAAAAAUGGUUAAUAUCGAAGAACUACAAUCCAUUGGCUUUCAUGUCGAAACAAUCGGCCGAAAGACAUCCAAACAACCGUUUAAGACACGUAUCACUCGAUACAUAUCUUCCGAUUGAUGACUAAUACAAUUAUAUAUGAAAAUAUGACUAAAAAU